GGAUAUGGACUUCUUUUAAUGGCUGUACUAUGGAUGACAGAAGCCCUUCCUAUUUAUGUUACAGCAAUGCUGCCAAUUAUUUUGUUUCCUAUGAUGGAAGUUAGCAGAGGUGUAAUAUUUGUUUUCUUGGGAGGUAUGUCGGUAGCAAUGUGUAUAGAGAAAUGGAAUAUACAUAGACGAUUUGCUCUGAAGUUACUCUUGUUUCUAGGUACAUCUACUAAAUGGCUAACAUUUGGAUUCAUGGUUACUACGGGGUUUAUGUCUAUGUGGGUCAGCAACACAGCAACAACAUCCAUGAUGAUUCCAAUCGGACAGACUGUCCUGUUAGACGCUGAGUCAAAGAACCUUUGUAAACUGGUAUGCCUCUGUAUUUGUUACUCGGCUAAUUGUGGUGACAUUGCGACAUUAACUGGAACUACACCUAAUCUAGUGCUCAAGGGACAACUCGAUCAGUACGUGUCAGAUGCAGUACCAGGAAUGAUGAUCGCUACUAGUUUGUUUAUUUUUCCUUCUAGAAGGCGAUUGAAAACUGAUACAGGUGAGGACGAAACAAACGAAAUACCUCCACUUCUAGACUGGCAAACAUUUGUGGAAAAAAUACCAUGGGGUGUUACACUUCUACAGGGUGGUGGACUUGCUCUUGCGUUUGCAUGUCAGGAAUCAGGACUAUCACUGUGGUUAGGUGCUCAGAUGUCUGUGUUUCGAGACGUACCCGUUUGGAUUAUGAUAUUUAUAAUAUGUACUUUUGUUUCCUUGACAACCGAAGUAGUUAGUAAUAUAGCCGCAUGCAGUAUCGUUCUUCCCGUAUUGGCAAACAUGGCUGCUGGCAUGCAUAUUCAUCCGACAUAUUUAAUGUUACCUGCUACAGUCGCCUGCUCAUUUGCUUUUAUGCUUCCUGUUUCUACACCACCAAAUAUCAUAGCAUUUUCAUACGGAUAUCUUAAAGUUACUGAUAUGAUGAAGAUCGGAGUAUUUGUAAACUUCAGUUGUGUAAUAAUUGUAACAGUGGCCAUCAAUACAUAUGGAGCAGCAUUCUUAAAUCUACAUGAGUAUCCAGACUGGAAACUUCUCUCAGAUAAAACAAUGAAUCUUAAUAUAACCAACAUUAAUUCUACAUUGUUACAAUGAUUCUUG
Messenger RNA from Mytilus californianus (California mussel), 1134 nucleotides. Its product is annotated as Na(+)/citrate cotransporter-like. Gene Ontology annotation, cellular component: membrane. Gene Ontology annotation, molecular function: transmembrane transporter activity. The transcript has 9 exons. Lineage: Eukaryota; Metazoa; Mollusca; Bivalvia; Mytilida; Mytilidae. The record is from RefSeq and is a predicted model, not a curated record. The coding region runs from base 19 to 1128 and encodes 369 amino acids. Gene Ontology annotation, biological process: monoatomic anion transmembrane transport.